This is a messenger RNA of Portunus trituberculatus (swimming crab), 1226 nucleotides long. It is a transcript of the gene mRpL47, whose product is annotated as 39S ribosomal protein L47, mitochondrial-like. NCBI's taxonomy places the organism in Eukaryota, Metazoa, Arthropoda, Malacostraca, Decapoda, Portunidae. The record is from RefSeq and is a predicted model, not a curated record. Gene Ontology annotation, biological process: mitochondrial translation. Gene Ontology annotation, molecular function: structural constituent of ribosome. The coding region runs from base 178 to 987 and encodes 269 amino acids. The transcript is spliced from 6 exons. Gene Ontology annotation, cellular component: mitochondrial large ribosomal subunit; mitochondrial ribosome.
CGCCGAUGUUUACAUGGCACUCAUCCGACUGUCGGCUGCUGAUUGACCGGUGAGGUGCUCGCUGCCUUAUUUCCCUGUCAUGUGGUGAUUUACAACUCCUACUACCUGGCGCGUCUGACCAGAGUACAGGGAACACAUGGACAAGUGCAGAGAGGGUGGAUAGUGAUAUAUAAAGCAAUGGCGGCCUUGAGAACAGGAGUGGUCGGUGUGGCGGGAUUGGCAGCCAAACUAGGACGUCUCAGUGUCUCUCUGUCCUCCCAGGUUACCCGCCCAUUCCAGCACACCUCACUUGUCACUGCCUCCACCCACUUCAGGCUGACCCCAUGGUGUGCCUCACUCCACACCAGCAGCACCCAGCAAGGCCUCAAGGAGUUCUUUGAUGAUGAGAAGAACUGGGGAGAGAUGGAGGUGAAGGUGGGCAGGGCAUGGAAGAUUGAGGAGCUGAGGAUCAAGAGUAACGAGGACCUGCACAAACUAUGGUUUGUGCUGCUGAAGGAGAAGAACAUGCUGCUCACCAUGGAACACGCCUGUAAUGAGGAGUACCAGGUGUUCCCGAAUCCUGAGAGAAUUGACAAGGUUGAAGAAAGCAUGAAGAACCUGGAGAAUGUGGUGAGGGAGAGGAAUCGAGCAUAUUGGCUGCUUGAGACUGGGGAAGAUGGAGAGCAUCAUGGAGAAAUAGGAACUGAUUCCCUUGGCCGAAGGAGGUUUAUGAAGUACACAGAGCACACAGUCCCUUACUGGUCAACUGGACGUCCAUGGAGGUCACUGGACAAGCCAUCCAUUACAAGAUUCUCACGCCUCAUGAGGGAACAGAAGUUUUUGAAAAAGAGAAGAGCCUUACGUCGCAUCAGGGAUCAUGUGUAUGUGCUGCGUCGCUACCCUCACAUGGAUAUGGAUGUGCUGCAGAAGAAGUACCCUGAAGUGAAUGUGAGGGCUCUCAGGCACCUGAAGAGAUCCCUCGGCCACCAUUCACACAACCUUGCCUAAACACCAUACGUCCUGAGAGCGAGGAGCCAUUUUUGAAGUUAGUGAACUUCAUUGUAGAAAACUGAUACAUGUUGUUUCUAGUUUAAUUUUAUAAAGAUAUGAAAUUUAAGUUGAAUUCAUAUUAUUUAAAGAAAUUGCUUUGUUGUUCAGGAACAGGAAAUUGGAAGAUGAAAGAUUUCCAUAACUCAUACAAUGUAUAUCAUCAUGUAUAAACAAAAUAAUAAACCAUUAACUUGGAA